GUCCUCUCUGCUCUUAAAGGAAUCUGAUCGUACUGCCAUCAUAUCCAGCCGUCGAUCUUAAAUUGACCCUCCGUUUUCUCUUGUCUACAAAGCUGUCCCUCUCUCUCCAAUUUCCCUCCACUGCAAUCUCUCUCCUUCGUCUCCCCCUCCCUCUCUUCCCCUCUUGCUUCUUAUUUCUAUCAUCAACUAACUUCAGUGUUAACAAACCCAAGAACGAGAACAAGCUGGCAAACAUGUUCAAAUCUCAAUCCCAAGACCUCCCUGAUUGUUUUUACUAUCCAAACCAACCUGUUUUAAUCCCACCAAAUGCCUUAACUCCUAAGCAUUCUUUGUUUCUCUCUAAUCUUGAUGAUCAAAAGUUCCUUAGAUUCUCCAUUAAAUAUCUUUACCUUUUUAGGAAAUCUAUCAGCCUAGAUAUCUUGAAAUAUUCUCUUUCAGCAGUUCUUGUCGAUUACUACCCUUUAGCUGGGAGAUUGAGACCCAGUGCUGAAGAUGAUCAGAAGCUGGAAGUUGAUUGCAGUGGAGAAGGUGCUGUCUUUGCUGAAGCUUUCAUGGAUAUCUCUGCUGAGGAGUUCCUUGAACUUUCCAAAAAGCCAAACAGGUCUUGGAGGAAGCUCUUGUAUCGAUUUGAAGCUCACAGCUUUUUAGAUAUUCCUCCCCUUAUUGUUCAGUUGACGAAACUCCGUUGUGGAGGAAUGAUCCUCUGCACCGCCAUCAAUCACUGUUUAUGUGACGGCGUUGGCACAUCUCAGUUCUUGCAUGCUUGGGCUCACAUGGCAACCAAACCCAAUAUUGAUCUUCCCAUCUCGCCCUUUCAUACCCGGUAUGUGUUGAAAUCUCGGAAUCCACCGCAAGUUAAUUUUACUCAUCCUGAAUACAAUAGAAACGCCCCCACCAAGGACAGCGCUGACGCAGCUGCCCGUAUAGAGCUUAAUCAUUAUUUACAGUCUCAGCCACUGGUUCCAGCAUCCAUAACUUUCACCCCUUCUCAUAUUCUUCAACUCAAGAGGCAGUGCGUGCCGUCGCUAAAGUGUACCACAUUUGAAGCACUGGCGUCUCACACUUGGCGCUGUUGGGUUCGAUCACUUGACCUGUCGCCUUCUCUCAACGUGAAGCUGCUGUUUUCUGUGAACGUGAGAAAGAAAUUAAACCCUGAAAUACCACAGGGGUAUUACGGGAAUGGCUUUGUGCUAGGAUGUGCUCAAACUGUUUCUAAAGACUUGGUCAAAAACAACUUGUAUCAUGCUGUGAAAUUAGUGCAACAAGCUAAAGCAAAUUUGACUGAUGAAUAUGUGAGGUCGAUGGUUGAUUUACUGGAAGAUAAAACAUGCAAAACAGACCUUUCAGCAAGUUUAGUUAUUUCUCAAUGGUCUAAACUGGGACUGGAGGACUUGGACUUUGGAGAAGGGAAGCCACUGCAUAUGGGUCCCGUUACAAGUGACAUUUACUGCUUGUUUUUACCGCUUAUUGGUGAUUUUGAUUCUGUGAGAGUGCUUGUGUCAUUGCCAGAGAGUGUGGUGGGGAAGUUUGAGUAUUAUAUGAAAGAGCUCUUGGAUGGUGAAGAAGACGAUGGAGAUGUUAAUGGCUAUUGCGCCGAGGAGAAUGGUUUGAUGUGAAAAGUUUGAGGUUUUCUUUUGCUUUUUUACUGUUUUUCAUCAGCUUCCCACGAAAUAAGGGCCAUUAUUACGCGAGAAACUUACCAUAAUUUGGGUAUAUAAAAGUGAAUAUAUGACUUACAUGGUUUUAGAACAU
Molecule: messenger RNA, 1752 nt
Organism: Mangifera indica (mango)
Lineage: Eukaryota; Viridiplantae; Streptophyta; Magnoliopsida; Sapindales; Anacardiaceae
Product: alcohol acyltransferase 9
Exons: 2
Coding region: 234-1616 (460 amino acids)
Molecular function (GO): acyltransferase activity, transferring groups other than amino-acyl groups
Source: RefSeq, a predicted model, not a curated record